This is a messenger RNA of Medicago truncatula (barrel medic), 564 nucleotides long. RefSeq names its product agamous-like MADS-box protein AGL29. Lineage: Eukaryota; Viridiplantae; Streptophyta; Magnoliopsida; Fabales; Fabaceae. Gene Ontology annotation, molecular function: DNA-binding transcription factor activity, RNA polymerase II-specific; RNA polymerase II cis-regulatory region sequence-specific DNA binding; protein dimerization activity. Gene Ontology annotation, biological process: regulation of transcription by RNA polymerase II. The record is from RefSeq and is a predicted model, not a curated record. The coding region runs from base 1 to 564 and encodes 187 amino acids. The transcript has a single exon.
AUGAAUAAGAAUUGUGAACUGUCUGAAGAGAGAAAGAAUGCUGGAACAAAACUCAACAACACACGGAAGAGAAAGAUGCAUGAAAUCAAGAAAUUAGAUGAAAAAGAACGCAGACUCGGAAUUUUCAACAAAGCAAUAGAGCUAUCUAUUCUAUGCCAAUCAAAAACUGCAAUCAUCGUCAAAUCGCCAAACAAGAACAAGUUCUAUGCAUGUGGCUACCCCUGUGACUCUGUCAUUCAACGUUUUCUGACCGGACGUAUGAUGGUCGAGGAUGGGAAAAAGAAGAAAGAAGACGACGACAUCGCUAAAACCCUAAGGCUUCAAUAUGAAGCACUUCAAGAAAAACUUGAAGAAGAGGAGGAUAAUUUGAAAUCUCUCAAAGUCACUGAGUCACAAAAGAGUGAUUUUAAUGUCCAUGAUUGGUGGAAUAAUUCUAUUGAUGAUAUGGAUUUAGCAUCUCUUGAAGACUUCAAAAAUUCUUUGGACAGUUUCAAGAAUAAUUUACGUGCAGCAAGCCAAGCAGAGAAGUCCAAUUUGCAUCCAAAUUUAAACAUUGCUACUUAA